Gamsiella multidivaricata is the source of this 1044-nucleotide messenger RNA. RefSeq names its product WD40 repeat-containing protein. Gene Ontology annotation, cellular component: autophagosome membrane. Gene Ontology annotation, molecular function: protein binding. NCBI's taxonomy places the organism in Eukaryota, Fungi, Mortierellomycota, Mortierellomycetes, Mortierellales, Mortierellaceae. Gene Ontology annotation, biological process: autophagosome assembly. Bases 72 to 935 code for a protein of 287 amino acids. The transcript is spliced from 4 exons. The record is from RefSeq and is a predicted model, not a curated record.
AUUUUUUGAUUUUAUUAUUAUUAUUAUCAUUUAUGUAGACUGCACACGAGUCAGAGGUGAAUACGGUUGCGAUGUCGAACGGAGGAUCGAUGUUUGCGACGGGAUCGAAUGAUAAGAAGAUCAAGAUCUGGGACAUCAAGACUGGAUCGCUCAAAUCGACGUUGACAGGGUGUUUACAGGCUGUGAUGUGUGUGUCGUUCAAUGCGUCCGAUGAGCUGUUACUUGGAGCAUCGAAUGAUAAUGCAGCACGACUGUGGCAUUUGGGUACUGGACGACCUAGACAUACGUUGACGGGACAUAUUGGAAAGGUGUUUUCGGCACGGUUCAACCCGGACUCGAGCAAGGUUGUUUCUGGAAGUCAUGAUCGAACGAUUAAAGUGUGGGACCUUCAAAAGGGAUACUGUAUUCGUACGAUGUUUACGUUUGCGAGCGUGAACGAUGUAUGCCUUUUGGACUUUGAUGGGGCAACAAUCGCAAGUGGACAUUUGGACAACAACUUGCGGUUCUGGGACGCGAGAUCGGGUAACUGUGUGAAGGAAGUGACUGGGAUUCAUCUGGGCCAGAUCACGUCCGUGUGUCCGUCCUCGGAUGGGACACAGAUUUUGACGAACUCGAGGGAUAACACGUUGAGGAUUUUGGACGUGAGAACCUAUGAGACCUUAUCGGUGCUCCAUGCGGAUGGUUACAAGACUGGAACGAAUUGGACGAAGGCUUGCUUCAGUCCCGAUGGUCAGUAUGUGGUGUCUGGAUCUGCGGAUGGAACGCUGUACUAUUGGUCGACACGCGAUGGUGCGGUGGAGAAGACGACGAAGGAACAGAAUGGACCGAUUGUUGGAGUCGCGUGGGCGAACAGCUCAGUCGUGAGUGCUGAGAAGGACAAGACGGUCGUCAUCUGGGGAACCACAGCACGCCGUCCUACUGUCUAUGAAAAGUAAUUUCUCCUUCCCCCUCUUCAUUUCGACGCCCUAAUAAAAUUAAUUAAAUUGAAAAAUACCUAUUUUGAAUGAAUGAUCAAUUGGAUUCUGGGCCGCGGAGGAAUUCAUG